Heteronotia binoei (common prickly gecko) is the source of this 2759-nucleotide messenger RNA. RefSeq names its product pleckstrin homology domain containing A1 (gene PLEKHA1). Gene Ontology annotation, molecular function: PDZ domain binding. The record is from RefSeq and is a predicted model, not a curated record. Bases 169 to 1347 code for a protein of 392 amino acids. Gene Ontology annotation, cellular component: cytoplasm; membrane. The transcript has 13 exons. Lineage: Eukaryota; Metazoa; Chordata; Lepidosauria; Squamata; Gekkonidae.
UUUGAGGAGGGAAAAAAGCAGCUCGAGCGCUGAGAGGAAAAGAGGGCGGGACUGAGCGCUGGGGAGCGGCGAAGCGGCGGCUGGCGGUCCGGCUUCGCGGGGCUCUGUGUUCUCCGGGGCUCCCACACAGGAAUUUGCUGAGGCUUGAUGUAAUGUUCAGGUUCAGAAAUGCCUUAUGUGGAUCGUCAAAAUCGCAUUUGUGGUUUUCUAGAUAUUGAAGAAAAUGAGAGUAGUGGAAAGUUUCUGCGGAGAUAUUUUAUACUGGACACAAAAGAAGACAGCUUGGUAUGGUAUAUGGAUAAUCCACAGAACCUUCCUUCUGGAUCUCCACCCGUUGGAGCCAUUAAGCUUACCUACAUUUCAAAGGUUAGUGAUGCAACUAAGCUGAGACCAAAGGCAGAAUUCUGUUUUGUCAUGAAUGCAGGAAUGAGAAAAUACUUUCUACAAGCCAAUGAUCAACAAGACUUAGUUGAAUGGGUAAAUGUCCUAAACAAAGCUACCAAAAUUACAGUACCAAAGCAGACUGAUUCACGGUCUCAGAAUGAUAAUUCAAAUCGCCAAGCUGAAAGUGUGGGGAUAAAGAAGCAGAUGUCUUACAGAACGGAUAUUGUUGGUGGUGUUCCCAUAAUAACCCCUACCCAGAAAGAAGAUGUAAACGAUAGUGAGGGUGAUAAAAACUACUUGAAACAGUCUCAGAGCCAUCCUUACUAUUCUGCUAAGCAACCCCCAGAUAACGCUGUGAUCAAAGCUGGCUAUUGUGUUAAACAAGGAGCAGUGAUGAAGAAUUGGAAAAGAAGAUACUUCCAGCUGGAUGAGAAUACAAUAGGCUAUUUCAAAUCUGAACUGGAUAAGGAGCCUCUUCGGAUUAUACCUCUGAAAGAGGUUCAUAAAGUCCAGGAAUGUAAACAAAGUGAUAUAAUGAUGAGAGACAAUCUGUUUGAAAUUGUAACAACUUCUCGAACAUUUUAUGUACAGGCAGAUAGUCCAGAGGACAUGCACAGCUGGAUUAAAGCAAUUUCUGGUGCAAUUGUAGCACAGCGGGGACCUGGAAGAUCAGCAGCUUCUAUGCGGCAGGCCAGAAGGCUGUCGAAUCCUUGUAUACAGAGGUAUACAUCAAGAACUGGUGAAUGCAGCAUGAACAUUCCAACAGUUCUUCAGAAUCCAGCUGGCCUGCAAAAACAGCUGCCUGGUCACAUUCCACAGCCACUCACAACCCCACUUUGGUCUCAACCCUUAAUGCCAAGCCCUUUGUCUUGGAGAAGCGAAGAUUUCACGAAUCUUCUACCAAGGCCAAGCCAGGGAGCUUCAAGAUCCAGGCUGUCCCUUCAGGAGACCCAGCUUCCAUAGUGACUGUUCAGGGCCUAUGGGAACCUCAAAAUAAAAAUGGCACUCAGGAACAGGAUCCUGGCCCAGUGGAUCUGGAUGAUGCAAGCCUUCCAGUUAGUUAUGUGUAAUAAUAGGAAGAGUUCGGAGGAUAAUCUUUUGGUCCGUGAAUUUCCUUGCUCAGACUUCUAGCCAAAGAUGACUAUGGGAUGAAAGAACAAAGAUUGGAAUGUUGUUUAUGUAGAUCUGUAUGUUUGCAUACGUUCAAAUUUGUGUAUGUUUGAAUAGUCAUAUACUGCCUUGUACUGAUUAUCAGAGCGGACCUUUUGCUUUUUCCGCUGCCUGAUAAUAAAUCACUUUCUAAUAGGGAGGAGCCAAAAUACAUAUGAAAAAUAUUACUGUUGCCAAUCAGCAAGGUACCAGCUGCUCUUCAUCUUCAGUUUGGCAAAGCUAAGAUUAGAAUCUUAGUGCCCUAAUAAAAGAAAUGUCAACAAGUGUGACUUAAUUACACUGUAAGUUUGGCUAAUGACAUAGUAGUUGGUUUUUUAGGUUCUAAGCAUUGGCAGAGCAUUUUAGGCAUUUGGAUAUAUGUCAUCAUAGGUUUGAUGUAGUACCUUGCUGAACCCAGCCGUGCUUCUAACCAUGCAUUUUUUCCUAUGUAGAGAUGGUAUUCAUUUAGAAAACACUGCAGUGUCUGAAAUGAGGUAUGUUUUCCCUCUGUAAGUUGCACAGAUCAAGAAGCCACUAUGCAAUUUGUAUGGCAGGAAAACCACUUUUGCUCCAUUUCAGAAAUUGCAUGCACGUGUGUUAACUUACACAAAUCUUACUGUAUGUUGCGUGUGAAACAGGGCAGAGCUACAUUAUUUACAUUGAUGUAAACCUGUUGACUUAGUUGGAAUUCCACCCUUGUAACUUCUGUGAAUCACUGCCCUUUUCCCAGAGAAUUCAACUCCCUUAGAAUUCCAGGUAUUUGGUGCUGUGAAGACCUAUUAGAGUAAUACAGCUAUUUUGAAUAUUAAGCCUAUUUUUGAUGCACUCCUAAAGGUGAACUGUAACUUUUGCACAUUUGGAUAUUAAUGGACCACCAGUAAAUAAGGGUGUGUUGUGGAUUUUUUUUAAGUAGGGAGAAGGGAAACUGGACUACUAAAUCUUUUAAAGGUUUGACUAAAAAUAUUUUAUAUUAGGCUUUACAUGUUUAAACUAUUGUCUAAGAUUUUUUGUUUUUGUUUGUUUCCCUCUUGUGAGAUUGAUCCAUUUCUGCCCCCCGCCCCUGAGUAUGUUGUGAACAGUUCCCAUUUAAUAGAUGGAUCAGCGAAAGACUGGGGGGGAAAUUGUUUUAUGCUGUUAUCUGGUACUGAAUUGUUCAAUCAUGCAAUUGUGGCCUGUAACUUUUGGUGCACUAAAUUUAUUAAAAGUGCCUGUGGGUUCUUCCUUUA